AUGCCGCAAGCGGACAAGACCGACUUUUGGGGCACACUCCUAGCAAGCGCGGAGCGCCGGAAAAGUGCUGGUGAACGCGGUGCCAGUCAGCUUUGCAAUACCAUGGAGAAGAACAAGACACAGAGACAAGGCGGUAACACUCCAGAUGAGAAGGACAGCGACGGCGAUGUAGCCAUGGAAACCGUCGACCCAGCUCUUCUUGAUCGUCCAGGUAACACACCUCUAUCAACUCAUUCUGACACGUCAACUGCAGGCUCUCUCAGAGGCUUGGUUAGCAGAACACGAUAUCGACGCGUCAAGUCGCGCUCUAAAGUGCACAGUACGACUGACAAGAACUAUGUUGGACCAAAACCUAUGGUGCCGAGACACCUGACAACGGAAUUAGAUGACCAGCGCGCCGAGCCUGAUUCGACGAGGCACACUGCGAAGAUGGUGCUUUCGUUUAUUCUGAUUCAGAACAGGCAAGGGAAGACGCGGCUGGCGAAGUGGUAUGCGCCGUACAGUGAUGAGGAGAAGAUCAAGCUAAAGGGCGAGGUACACCGCCUUAUCGCGCCCCGCGACCAAAAACAUCAAUCCAACUUCGUCGAGUUCCGCAACAUGUCCAAGAUCAUAUACCGCCGAUACGCCGGCCUCUUCUUCUGCGCAUGCGUCGACACAAAUGAUAACGAACUGGCAUAUCUAGAAGCUAUCCACUUCUUUGUGGAGGUGCUAGAUGCAUUCUUUGGCAAUGUGUGUGAGCUGGAUUUGGUGUUCAACUUCUAUAAGGUGUAUGCGAUCCUCGACGAAGUGUUCCUGGCAGGCGAGAUCGAAGAGACGAGCAAACAGGUUGUGCUGACGCGAUUGGCACACCUGGAUAAGCUGGAAUAA
Messenger RNA from Alternaria postmessia, 867 nucleotides. RefSeq lists its product as uncharacterized. Gene Ontology annotation, biological process: protein transport; clathrin-dependent endocytosis. Bases 1 to 867 code for a protein of 288 amino acids. Gene Ontology annotation, cellular component: intracellular membrane-bounded organelle; AP-2 adaptor complex. The transcript is spliced from 6 exons. The record is from RefSeq and is a predicted model, not a curated record. Gene Ontology annotation, molecular function: clathrin-cargo adaptor activity. Lineage: Eukaryota; Fungi; Ascomycota; Dothideomycetes; Pleosporales; Pleosporaceae.